Molecule: messenger RNA, 708 nt
Organism: Pogoniulus pusillus (Red-fronted tinkerbird)
Lineage: Eukaryota; Metazoa; Chordata; Aves; Piciformes; Lybiidae
Gene: MRPS25
Product: mitochondrial ribosomal protein S25
Exons: 4
Coding region: 1-522 (173 amino acids)
Cellular component (GO): mitochondrion
Molecular function (GO): structural constituent of ribosome
Source: RefSeq, a predicted model, not a curated record
AUGCCGAUGAAGGGCCGGUUCCCCAUCCGACGCACGCUGCAGUACCUCAGCCAGGGCGACGUCAUCUUCAAGAGCUCGGUGAAGGUGAUGACCGUCAACUACAACACGGCAGGGGAGCUCAGCGAGGGAGCCAGGAAGUUUGUGUUCUUCAACAUCCCUCAGAUCCAGUACAAGAACCCCUGGGUGCAGAUCAUGCUGUUCAAGAACAUGACCCCUUCGCCCUUCCUCCGCUUCUACCUGGACAACGGAGAACAAGUUUUGGUCGACGUGGAAGAUAAAACCAACAAAGAGAUAACAGAGCACAUUAAAAAAAUCCUGGGGAAAAGCAAAGAAACACUUGAAAAAGAGGAAAGAGAAAGGAGAAAACUAUCACAUCCAGCAACUUUUGGGCCCAAGAAGUACCAUCUGCGAGAAUGCAUCUGUGAAGUUGAAGGCCAAAUUCCUUGCCCUGCUGUUGUGCCACUGCCCAAAGAGAUGAGGGGAAAAUACAAAGCAGCUGUGAAAGAUGAAGCGUCAGCCUGACACCUCAGGUCAGUCACCUGGCUUUGCUCAGCACAGGAUGAUCAAGGUGCUUCAGUGAGAGACAAGAGCUAACAGGUUCUGGAGACUCAGGCAAGUUGGUGUCAGGCAGAUAACCUUCUCGCCUAAGUCUUCUUACAGCUACAACCAGAAUAAUUGAAGUGACAAAUAAAUAAGUUUAAAAAAUCA